Molecule: messenger RNA, 2742 nt
Organism: Cladocopium goreaui
Lineage: Eukaryota; Dinophyceae; Suessiales; Symbiodiniaceae
Source: the annotation of a GenBank genome assembly
AUGGCUAGUGGAGGAGCUCAUACUGUUCUUCUCCGAAGUGAUGGUAGUGCUGUUGCCACUGGAAAUAAUCAUCGCGGACAAUGCAACAUCCCAGAUUUGAAUGCGGGAGUGGUGUAUGCACAGGUAUCUGCAGGCGGUGAGCAUACAGUGCUUCUCCGGAGUGAUGGCAUUGCUGUUGCCAUCGGAGACAAUGGCUGGGGACAAUGCAACAUCCCAAAUUUGAAUGCGGGAGUGGUGUAUGCACAGGUAUCUGCAGGCGGUGUGCAUACAGUGCUUCUCCGGAGUGAUGGCAUUGUUGUUGCCAUCGGAGACAAUGGCUGGGGACAAUGCAACAUCCCAAAUUUGAAUGCGGGAGUGGUGUACGCACAGGUAUCUGCAGGCGCUGUGCAUACAGUGCUUCUCCGGAGUGAUGGCAUUGCUGUUGCCAUCGGAGACAAUAUCUGCGGAAAAUGCAACAUCCCAAAUUUGAAUGCGGGAGUGGUGUACGCACAGGUAUCUGCAGGCGGCGAUCAUACAGUGCUUCUGCGCAGUAAUGGCAUUGCUGUUGCCAUCGGAAAAAAUGGCUGCGGACAAUGCAACAUCCCAAAUUUGAAUGCGGGAGUGGUGUACGCACAGGUAUCUGCAGGCGACGAUCAUACAGUGCUUCUGCGCAGUGAUGGCAUUGCUGUUGCCAUCGGAGACAAUGGCUGGGGACAAUGCAACAUCCCAAAUUUGAAUGCGGGAGUGGUGUACGCACAGGUAUCUGCAGGCGGCGAUCAUACAGUGCUUCUGCGCAGUGAUGGCAGUGCUGUUGCCAUAGGAGAAGAUCUGUAUGAACAAUGCAGCAUUCCUUCGCCAAAGCCUGGACUGCGCUACAUCAGCGAUUGGAGAGGUGGCACGGACCUCGCUCUACAACUAGAGAUUGUGGGCGAGAAUGAUGAAGCCACCCUCAAAGGCUCGACUUUGGCUGGAGAAGAGCGCUUUUGUCUGACUGCACGGAGCGUUGAUUCGGCCUGGGAGACGCACAAAAGGAUUGCCCGUGAAUUGAACGUGAGCCUCCAAAAUCUCCAGCUCGUUCUGCCAGAUGGGCAGUUGUUGGCCAAAUUUUGCCGUGCAAAUCCAGGGGCCUCACUUGCAGAUGAUCUCUCCGGUCAGGAAGCGCCGAAACCGCGCCGCGGCCGGAGUCCAGAAGAGGCACUGAACACCAGCUGGCGUCAGCUGAAAAACAACGGCGAUGCCGCCGCGAGAAAAGUCGGGGAGUUCACCGAGCCAUGGGCUGAAGCACAUGGAAUCCCCACAGCAGGGCCUGGUCAAAAGACUGCACCGGGUCUUGGUGUUUGCAAUGGCCUAGAGCGGUGGCCUCUGGAAACCGCCAACAGCCGCGACAUGGCCUACAACCCCUCCCGCUUGCCCAUGGAACAGCAACGCCUGGCCAGCAGCUUUGCACCGGGGUCGAGUCAGCCCCGCGUAUCGCUGCCUCCGCGUCACCUCAGUUUCCACGACUAUGGGCGCGCACAGGAGGACAUGGAGAAAGAGCGCUACCACGGGCGCAUCGAUCGGGGCAUCAGUCGGCCGAACCUGGAUGAUCCCCAUGGAUCAGUCGGCUUGAUGCACGGCAUCCGUCAUACAGUGCUUCUCCAGAGUGAUGGCAUUGCCGUUGCCAUCGGAGACAAUAAACAUGAACAGUGCAACAUCCCGGCUUUGGAUGAGGGAGUGGCAUAUACCCAGGGUUCUGCUGGCGGUGGUCAUACAGUGCUUCUCCGAAGUGAUGGCAGUGCUGUUGCCGCUGGAGACAAUAGAAAGGGACAAUGCAACAUCCCUUCUUUAGAUCAGGGAAUGGCAUACACCCAGAUUUCUGCUGGGAAUGCUCACACAGUGCUUCUGCGGAGUGACGGCAGUGCUGUUGCCAUUGGAGACAAUGGACAUGGACAGUGCAACAUCCCAGCUUUGGACGAGAACACGGUAUACACACAGGUAUCUGCAGGCAUUCUUCAUACAGUGCUUCUGCGGAGUGAUGGCAGUGCUGUUGCUACUGGAAAUAAUAGAAUGGAUCAAUGCAACAUCCAACCUUUGGAUGAAGGAAUGCAAUACACCCAGGUUUCUGCAGGCGGUAGUCAUACGGUGCUUCUGCGCAGUGACGGCAGUGCUGUCGCCAUCGGACGCGAUUCAGAAAGACAGUGCAGGAUACCACCUCUGGAUGAAGGAAUGGCAUACACCCAGGCAUCUGCAGGCACUCUCCACACUGUGCUUCUCCAGAGUGAUGGCUGUGCUGUUGCUUUCGGAGACGAUGGAGAUGGAGAGUGUAGUAUCCAACACCGACCUUUGGGUGACGGAGAGGUGUACUACCAAAUCUCUGCAGGCCAUAGUUAUACGGUGCUGCUCCAAAGUGAUGGCCGUCCUUUUGCCGACGGAAAGAAUGACCACGGACAAUGCCACAUUCCAUGGCCAAAGUCGGGAAUGUACCGUGACAAUUUUACAUAUGGCACGGACCUAGCUUUACAACUAGAGUUUGUGGAUGAGGAUGAUGCUGUGAAGCUGAUAUGCUCAACGCUGGCUGGGGAAGAACGCCUCCAUUUGACCGCACAGGGGGUUGAUUCGGCCUGGGAGACCCACAAAAGGAUUGCUCGUGAACUGAGUGUGAACCUCCCAAAUCUCCAGCUCGUUUUGCCAGAUGGGCAGUUGUUGGCCAACGUCUGCCGCGCAAAUGCAGGUGCUUCGGUUGCUGAGGUGGCUCAAAGUACAAAGCACCAGCGACUGACAUAA